Molecule: messenger RNA, 2069 nt
Organism: Dermacentor silvarum
Lineage: Eukaryota; Metazoa; Arthropoda; Arachnida; Ixodida; Ixodidae
Product: luciferin 4-monooxygenase-like
Exons: 11
Coding region: 166-1926 (586 amino acids)
Molecular function (GO): CoA-ligase activity
Source: RefSeq, a predicted model, not a curated record
AUAAUAAAUGAUAGCCUCGGAAAUUGCUUCUAAGUAUAAGUGCAGGCAAUUACGUAUAAUAACAUUUGCUUCAGCGUACCCUCUGCUAGCACUGUUACCUGUGACACGCUGGUCUUCUGGAGACACUGAAAUUUUCGAGAUUCCGGACCUUGAGAACGAAGAACAAUGCUCGCUAUUUCGGCAAGCAGUGAACUUCUAGUUCGCCGCGAACGAAGAACAGCCACCCAAAGCCACCUUCAAGAUGACCAAAACGACGAAACUCUGAAAUGGAAGGCCCGAAUACAUGAUAACAUUGUACACUCUCCUUACCCGGAAAGGCCUGUUCCACGCGUGCCUAUACACGUCGCCGUGCGAGAUGCUCUCCACAAGUUAGGCCCACAGGUUGUCAUGAUAGAUGGAAACGUGAGCAUCACUGCUGCUCGGCUUCUUGACAAAAUGGAGGCUUAUGCGGCAACAUUUCGAUCACAUGGAGUAAAGAGAGGAGACCGUAUUUGCUGUCAUUUUUCCAACGGCAUCGAUUCCUUUGCAGCACUGUUCGGUGUCAUAUUUGCCGGAGCGGUUGCUGUUCUUGCAGAUGAUGAGCUCACAAAAACUGAAGUGCUUUCUUACGCAAAGGAUGGAAAGGCCGAAUAUGUUCUCACUGACAAAAGAAAUGCUGAGAAGUUCAGGGAUAUCAGACAAACUCUCAAGAGGUGCUUUGUCGUAGGCGGCGAUGUUCCGGGUUUCCAGUCUGUCUCCGCGUUUCAAGCUGCGGAUGAAAAUACCUUGCAAGACAUUCACUACCCAGGACAAACCGAAGUUUGGCCUGCUGCUAUAUCUUUUUCUUCGGGCACAACAGGAACCCCCAAGAAAAUACUGAUUACCCACUACGCGUUCGUUUCCAGUAUUACCACUUUCAGGUCAUGUCAUCUGCUACAGCCCGGAGACCGUUACGUCACGUUGGAGUCCAUGGCACAUGCAUUCGGCUUUUUCUUCACAAUGUACGCAGCGUGUCUUGGAGCGACGAUGGUUGUGACACCAACGACCCCAGAAUCGGAAGAUUUGGUCGACAUAGUAAACAAACACAAGGUUCAAGUUAUUUGCUGUUUUCCGACGGUGCUAUCGCGGAUAUCCCGAGACCUGGACGCCAUGGGGCGUCGACUGAUGUCUGUGAGAAAGGUGCUCUGCACAGGAGGGCCCGUCCCUCGAAACGUCGGCGAGCGGAUUCUCCGCCAGCUACAUCUCACAGACUUCAAGAACUUCCUCGGUUGUUCGGAGGGACUGUCACCAUACUGCGUCCCUCCUCCUGGUGAAACGAAUUACGAAUGCGUGGGCUUUCCAUCACCCAACGUCCAGAUAAUGGUCGCUGACCCUAUCACAAGUGUUGCAUUGGGACCGGGAGAACAGGGCGAGAUUUGGGUAAAAACGCCCGGUGUCACUCCUGGUUACCUUAACCAAGACGACCAGCUUGAGUGCGUAGUGGAUCAGCAUGCCUGGCUACACACUGGCGACCUUGGAUACUACAACAAAGACGGGCGAUUUUUCGUCAUUGAUCGGCUCAAGAACAUUAUCAAAUGCCACGACUAUAACGUGGCCCCACGAGAGCUGGAAGCUAUCCUUCUCAGUCAUCCAGCAGUUCUCGAAGCGUGCGUCAUUGGAAUCCCGGACGAAAAAGUGAGCGAAGCACCUACAGCGUUUGUUGUGAGCCGGAAAAGCGCACUUGGCGAUCCACUAGUCACGGAAGAGGAACUGGUGGAUCUUGUAGCCAGCCAGACAACGUACUACAAACACCUGUACGGUGGAGUCGUGUUUCUUGACGAGUUGCCCAGGACAGUGAACGGUAAAACAAACGUCAAGAAGUUGCGGCUCUUGAAACCGUCCACACAACAAGCGAACAAUUGGAGAAAAGAUGAGCACAAUGUAAUAAAUAUGGUUCGGGAAAUCUAAAAGGGCCGGCAUUUAGAACGCCGAAUGCCUCAUUUAUGCUGGCGUAACGAUUACGCAAAGUUCCUAAUGAUUUGUGUAUUUCUUCCUCAUGUUCACCUUGACGUGUAUUUGUAUUCUCUAACAAGAAUAAAUAUUUUAUUGGU